AUGUCUGAAAAUUCGUUCCGGAUUGGUGACACACCUGUGCCGCCUAAAAAACGUGCCCGACUGGAUGUAUCAACGGUUGACAUUGUUAACGGUUCGACGGAUGCUACCUCUUUUCGUCCUGAGAAUAUGCAUUUAAUAUCUGUUCUUCAAAACGAUCUUCGAAAUAAGUGUUUAGUGUUACAUACUCGUUUUGGCGAUGAUCCAAAGGAAGCUAUUGUUACACUUCAGAAAUCAUCAUUCCCAAAUGAUCCAAACACUUUAAAACGUUGUAAAGUAGUUAACAAGCUCAUUGGUCUCCAUAUUUCCGACGAUAUUGAUGACCAAUGCCAUGAAAAAGAUAAAACUGACGAGACUGAAAGUGAUACUUUUCCCCAAUGGCAAGCCAAGUCCAUUAUGAAGAACGAUAUUUAUCAUCGCUUCCUUAUAACAAAUGGUCUAGAGUCCAUUAAUGGUAUUGAAAUGACUGUGACGUAUCCUGCAGAAUCACAUCACUUUAGUAGAUAUGCCAACUCCCCUCGUCAUAUUAUUCAGGAGACUCCUGUGUUGUACAAGGAUGUCAUUCUCCCUUUUUUGUCCCAGAAACCCAAGGAUCUUACUUGGAUUGAUAAUGUAGUAGCAGGAAUCGCUGAACAAGAUCGUACUCUUCACAAUGAUGCUGAUGAAAUGUUUGGUUUUACUUUAGUAUUAGAUUACCGAUGGGAUGGGUUACGCAUCCAAGAACUUCAUUGUUUGGGUAUUGCUCACGACCAAAAGCUAACUUGUCUACGGGAUCUCCGUAGCUGCCAUGUUCCAAUGCUAAAAAGGAUUUUGCAGCUGGGUCGUGAUACACUCUUUCACAAAUAUUCUAAAUCAGAAACAUCCGAUAAUCAAAUGUCCGGUGAUAAUCCGAAAAUUAUUUUAUCAAAAGACCAGAUUCUUGCUUAUAUACAUUAUCCACCGACCUUUUAUAGAUUUCAUAUUCACUUUGUGCACAUAGAUUCUGGAGACAACUAUGGCACUAAUGCAUGUAGAGCACAUAUACUCGAAGAAGUUAUUCGAAAUCUCGAACAAGAUGAUCUGUACUAUGCAAAUCGUACAAUAACUAUGUUUCUGCAUGCUAAUAAUCCCAUGUUUGCAGCUAUUUGUCAGAACAGUUCCCAUAUAUCUAUUGUCGGUUCAGCUCCUGAUUAA
This is a messenger RNA of Schistosoma intercalatum, 1170 nucleotides long. NCBI's taxonomy places the organism in Eukaryota, Metazoa, Platyhelminthes, Trematoda, Strigeidida, Schistosomatidae. The record is from the annotation of a GenBank genome assembly.